CGGCCCUUUCCGUGUGUGAGAAACACUCUGGGCACUUUUGAUGUAGCCUCAGAGGCAGUGAUUUUGGGGUCUCUGGGGUCCCUCCGUAUCAUCAGAAGCUCCUGAAAACUGUUUUUGAGCUGACAAGAAGGGACGACGCGAGAGCAGGCAGGUGUUGUCUCCGUUGCACAGAGGUGGUUCCGAGGCUCGGCAUUGGCGCCCGGGCGACCCAUUUCCGGGUCAGGGACGGGGAUGCCCGGGGCCCGACCUGGCUCUUGGCUCCUGGCCCCGCUCUGUCCACAAGGUCUGAUGGCGGCGGCCGCGCUGGGGGGCCCGGUUCAGGUUCCUGUGGCUGCAGAAUUGCUUCCAGAUCGUGCAAAGACAAAAGAAGGUGUCCCCUCCUCCACUCCCACCUGCUUGAGCUCCCAGGGCUGUGUGACUUUUGAGGACGUGGCUGUCUACUUCUCCUGGGAGGAGUGGGGGCUCCUUGAUGAGGCCCAGAGACUUCUGUACCGCAGUGUGAUGCUGGAGAACUUCGCACUGAUGGCCUCUCUGGGACUUGCAUCUUCUGGGACCCAGGACAUUACCCAAUUGCAGCGGUGGGGAGAGCCCUUUUUGCCUGCCAGAGAAGUCAUAACUGUAGCCGUGCCAAGAGGAAGCUGGUGUGGAGCGGAGAUUGAGGAGGCACCUUCUGAACAGAGUGUUGAUGCAGGAGUGCUCAGAGCAAACUUUCAUCAACACCAGAAGCUGCGCUGUGGAGAGAAACCUGUAAGAAAAGAGGCGGGGCAACAUGAGAAGGACUUCCUGACCAGCUCUGGCCUUGACUGUCAGGUGACUCACAACAGUGAAGAGUUACACAGGAACACAGAAAGUGGGGAGGGCUUUCACCCCAGAAAAAGGCAUUACAAGUGCGGUGAAUGUGGAAAAGCAUUUGGUCAGAAAUAUUUACUCGUUCAGCACCAGAGACUACACACUGGAGAAAAGCCUUAUGGAUGCAGCGAAUGUGGGAAAUUAUUUAGCCAUAAAUCCAACCUUUUUAUACACCAAAUAGUUCACACUGGUGAAAGGCCUUAUGGGUGUAGUGACUGUGGAAAAUCCUUUAGCCGCAACGCGGACCUCAUUCAACACCGGAGAGUUCACACUGGAGAGAAGCCUUUCACGUGCAGUGAAUGUGGGAAAGCCUUCAGGCAUAAUUCUACACUUGUUCAGCACCAUAGAAUCCACACUGGAGUAAGGCCUUAUGAGUGCAGCGAAUGUGGGAAAUUCUUUAGCUUCAACUCGAGCCUCAUGAAACAUCAGAGAGUUCACACUGGAGAAAGGCCUUAUGAGUGCAGUGAAUGUGGGAAAUUCUACAGCCACAAGUCAAGCCUUAUUAAUCAUUGGCGAGUUCACACCGGAGAAAGGCCUUAUGAGUGCAGGGAAUGUGGGAAAUUUUUCAGCCAAAGCUCUAGCCUCAUGCAACACCGAAAAGUUCACACUGGAGAAAAGCCUUUUAAGUGCAAUGAAUGCGGAAGAUUCUUUAGCGAGAAUUCCAGCCUCGUUAAACACCAGAGGGUUCACACUGGAGCAAGACCCUAUGAGUGCAGAGAAUGUGGGAAAUUUUUUCGCCACAGCUCCAGCCUUGUUAAACAUCGGAGGAGUCACACUGGGGAAAUGCCAUAUGAGUGCAGUGAUUGUGGAAAAUCAUUUAGCCAGCGUUUCAACCUCCUUCAACACCAGAAAGUUCACAGAGGAGAGAAGUCUUGAAUGCAGCUAAUGUAGAAAGACCUUUAACCAAAGGUCUGCUCUGAUUCAGCAACAGAAAAUUCAUAACCCAGAUAGGCCUUAUGAAUACAGGGAACGUGAAGAAAGGCUUCAGCCAAAGGCUUAAUAUAACCUUGUUGGGCACCAGAAAGUUGAGACUAGAGAAGGGCCUUCGGAAUACAGGGCAUGCUGUCUCCUGGCCAACCUAACAUGACACAGAAACUUUGAGAGUAGCCUUUAUCACAGAGCCAGCAGUUGCACAUCAUUCAUCAAGUUCGCACACUGGGGGCAGGAUAAGUAUUGGUGGCAUCAAGCGCCUCCUGAGGAGACAGCCCUCGGCCUGGGAGCAUUAGGGAGGGGGUGCCCUGUGUACUUGGCUGCCUCAUUCUGGAGCAGAGUUCUCAUAUCCCUGAGUUUGGAGGAGGGAGAGAGGAAGUGGUCUUGGUUCAAAUGUGACUGGCUCUAGCUGUUUUUACUGAUUAGACUUUUCUUGAAUAAAUGUUUCUUAAUUUGCUGUAUAUCUUAGGACCAUUUCUAGAGACUUUAAAAUGUGUUUUCAUAAUUUCCUCCAGUCUUAAUGUGAAGCAGGCCCUCAAAGCUUCUCACAGUCAUGCUCGAAGUUGAUCCAAAUAUAUAACAUUUUAAGAACUUGCCAAAUUGUGUUCUAAAUGAUUAUGCCAUUUCAUAUUUCCUCUUGAGUGUAUUAGAUUUCCAGUUUCUUCACCUCCUCCUGACCUUUGUAGGUAAGACAAAGAGCAUUCAUUUUAGCCAUUCUCAUAGGUGUUUAGCAGUACUUCAUUGUUUCAAUUCAUAUUUCCCUAAUGACUUGGUAUUGAGGAUUUCCCCUGUGUUCAUUUGCCAUCCAUAUGUCUUAUUUAGUGAAUUAUCUGUUCAUAUCUUUGACCUACUACUAAAAGAAUUGUUUUGCAACUUCUCAUAUAUUCUGGAUAUUAGUUCCUCAUUUGAUAUAUGCUUUAUCAAUAUUCUCUCACAGUCUAUGGUUUUAGUUUUCAUUUCUUAAGAGUAUCUUUGCUUAGAGCAGAAUUUCUUAAUUUUCACAAAGCCCAAUUUACUUAUUUGUUCUUUUAUUGACUGUGUAUUUGGCAUUGUAUCCUUUUUCUCUUACAAAGUUUGGUAUCUUUGCCUGUCAAUAAAAGCCUUAUCUGAGUAUGCUA
Messenger RNA from Pteropus alecto (black flying fox), 2897 nucleotides. RefSeq names its product zinc finger protein 773. Bases 232 to 1725 code for a protein of 497 amino acids. NCBI's taxonomy places the organism in Eukaryota, Metazoa, Chordata, Mammalia, Chiroptera, Pteropodidae. The transcript has 5 exons. The record is from RefSeq and is a predicted model, not a curated record. Gene Ontology annotation, molecular function: RNA polymerase II cis-regulatory region sequence-specific DNA binding; DNA-binding transcription factor activity. Gene Ontology annotation, biological process: regulation of transcription by RNA polymerase II.